GCGAUAUUGAGUUGAUAGUGACUCGCUUGCCUUUUCAAUAACACUUCGGACUCGAGAUCCAAAAGUUCUGGCUGAGCGAGAAGCGCUUCACCUCAGAAGACUUUCCUCAUUCAAAGAGUGCAGGGCAGAACAAUGUGGCUAGCGCGGACCCUCCUCGCUCUGGCACUCCUUUGCGCACCAGUUUCCAGCCUCUGCUUACCAACAUACGACCCCGAGCCCAACUUUCUCUGCAACAACGAGGUGUUUUCCGAGGCGAAUGAUAAGAGGCAGCCGACGAACUCCCUGCUGGACAGUGUAAACCUCCUCUUCAAGUCAGCUCACGCGCUUUCCUCCGAGGAGCCGCGCGAGAGGAGGACAACUCCCGCGUCCAAAUACAGAUACUUGAGCCAGACGCAGCUUAGAAGUAAACUGUACCGCAACAGUGCGAAGAGCGACCGACGCAGCCAGGUCACUCUAUCCCUCGACGUGCCCACCAACAUUAUGAACAUCCUCUUCAACAUUGCCAAAGCCAAGAACCUGCGCGCGAAGGCGGACGACAACGCGCGUCUACUUGCGCAGAUUGGAAAGAGAAAAUGAACUCUGUGUUCGUGUCACCAAUUUGACUUGAGCAUUUUUGUAUCCACUUGAGGCAUGUUAUCUCAAUAAAGUUUGUUUUUUUCAGGUGCAUAUAGGCUAGCAGAUUAGCAAUACUGGACAUGAAUGGAACUUCAAAAGAUUAUACAGAGGUGAUGUAAAUGGGUUUUGAUUUAGGAGGUAGGCUGCCCAUUACAGCACAUAAUGGUUUGGUCUUGAUACUUACGUUUGUUUGAUUGUUUGUGUUGUUUAACCGGAAAAAUUGACUUAUGACAUCAUGACUGGAUUUUGAAAACACAAUUAUUGUUUUGAAACUCGAUUUCAGUGCUAAAUUUGUGAGAUUGGAGUAUCAAUUUGUUUAUUUAUUUAAUUAUUUGACUGUUUAUUUAUUUAUGUAUUUAUUUUAAUAUUUAUUUAUUAUUAUUUUUUUUGCUCUGUGAAAGAAAAUACUACCGUUACUAUCUCUAUUCAUCAGCACAAUUUACCUAUCUCGGAUCGGAUGAAUGUCAAUUAAUUUUGAAAAAUGUCAUAUGAAUAAAAAUACACGGCUGAAGGGUUGGAUGUAAGUUCAGAAAACUUUCUGUUGAUGAAACCGACAGUUGAAUAUUUUUGUACUGAAAAUAAUUAUUUUAUCGUUUAAUAAAUAAAUAAAUGCAAACGAAACUAAA
Molecule: messenger RNA, 1241 nt
Organism: Danio rerio (zebrafish)
Lineage: Eukaryota; Metazoa; Chordata; Actinopteri; Cypriniformes; Danionidae
Gene: ucn3l
Product: urocortin 3, like
Biological process (GO): digestion
Cellular component (GO): extracellular region
Molecular function (GO): hormone activity; corticotropin-releasing hormone receptor 2 binding
Source: RefSeq, marked provisional